Messenger RNA from Cicer arietinum (chickpea), 2528 nucleotides. RefSeq lists its product as uncharacterized. The record is from RefSeq and is a predicted model, not a curated record. Gene Ontology annotation, molecular function: protein kinase activity; ATP binding. NCBI's taxonomy places the organism in Eukaryota, Viridiplantae, Streptophyta, Magnoliopsida, Fabales, Fabaceae. Gene Ontology annotation, biological process: protein phosphorylation.
UGACAUGAUAAACCAAAGGCCAAACAAAAUUGUGAGGUGACGAAGAAGCCAAAACAUAGCGCUUCAUGCAUCCCAUCUCAUUUGCUGCAUUUUGAAAACUACCAAUCCUAACAAAAUGCGACUCCUUUCCACACCUUCCCUCUCCUUUUUCCCUUCUCUCAUUCCAACAAACCUAACUAACUCUUCCCUCCAAUUUCCACUUCAAAACCACUCCACUUCCCGCCGCCGCUACUCCGUCACACGCGCCGUUUCCACUAUCAACGACAACGCCGAUUCCUUCACCGCCAACUCUGGCUACCUGUUUCAGCUUACCGCCACUGAAGCUGACUCUCUUGUGGAUUACAACAUUUCCAAAAUCGCGGCUAUUUAUUACCGGAAACCUCUUGUUGUUGCUCGUCGAUUGUUUCAGACGGGAAUCGCUUUUGGCAAGUGGUUCGGUUUACGAUACCUCGAUGCUCUCUUUGAUCGUUCCGACGACAUGUUUCAGGUUAGAGCUGCAGAGCUAAGGAAGAUAUUGGUGGAACUUGGGCCGGCAUAUAUCAAAAUUGCUCAAGCUAUAUCAUCUCGUGCCGAUUUGAUACCACCAUCAUACCUAGACGAGCUCUCACUGCUGCAGGAUCGUAUAAGUCCAUUUUCCACUGAAGUUGCUUUCAACAUGAUUGAGCAAGAACUUGGUUUAUCCUUGGUUGAAAUUUUCUCAGAGAUUUCACCCGAGCCUGUUGCUGCUGCUUCCCUUGGGCAGGUUUAUCAAGCUAGGCUUCGCAGAACAGGAGAGGUUGUUGCUGUUAAAGUGCAAAGACCUGGAGUUCAAGCUGCAAUUUCCCUUGACAUAUUAAUCUUGCGUUUUAUGGCAGGGCUUCUUAGGAGAGCCGGAAAAUUGAAUACUGAUCUUCAGGCAGUUGUUGACGAAUGGGCGUCAAGCCUUUUCCGGGAGAUGGACUACAAUAAUGAAGCAAGCAAUGGUAUCAAGUUCAGGAACUUAUAUGGUUCUAUACAAGAUGUGGUGGUUCCGUUGAUGUACACAGAGUACACAACUCACAAGGUCCUUGUUAUGGAAUGGAUUGAGGGGAGAAAGUUGUCAGAAGUGAAAGAUCUCUACCUGAUUGAGGUAGGAGUUUACUGCUCAUUCAAUCAACUUCUUGAGUGUGGGUUCUAUCAUGCAGACCCACACCCUGGAAAUCUUCUUCGGACCUCUGAUGGAAAAUUAGCUUAUUUAGAUUUUGGUAUGACAGGUGAAUUCAAACAAGAAUUGCGUGAAGGAUUCAUUGAAGCUUGUCUACAUCUUGUAAAUCGUGAUUUUGAUGCAUUGGCUACGGACUUUGUCACUCUUGGGCUUCUUCCACCAACUGCAGAGAAAGAAGCUGUUACGAAGGCUUUGACAGGCGUCUUCCAAAAUGCUGUUUCCAAAGGAGUUCGUAAUAUCAGUUUUGGAGACCUUCUAGGAAACUUGGGAGUAACCAUGUAUAAAUUCAAAUUUAGGAUACCUUCGUACUUCUCACUUGUCAUCCGAAGCCUUGCUGUACUGGAAGGAAUUGCAAUCGGCUUUAAUCCGGACUACAAAGUCUUGGGUAGUACUUACCCUUGGAUUGCCAGAAAAGUGCUUACUGACAGCUCCCCUCAGCUUAAAUCUUCUUUGGAGAAUCUUCUUUACAAGGAUGGUGUUUUCAAAAUAGACCGACUUGAGUCUUUGCUGACAGAGUCUCUCCGUGCCAAAACAGAUAAGUCUUUAGUAAAACAACCUUCUGAAGGCGCAGAUUCGAAAAUGGUUAUGAAGGAAAUGCUUUCUUUUACUUUAACAGGAAAGGGUGAAUUUGUGAGGACAAUAAUUGUUAAAGAAUUUGCCAAGGGUUUAGAUGCACUUGGGAUAGCUACCUUGGAAAAAGCUGCUGCAAGAGUUCCUUUCAGCUCUUUCUUUUUUCCGUCUAUAAUGACCGAAGAAGAUAUGGUCAACCUAAGGACCUUCCAACGCCUUAUGCUAUUACUUUCAGGGACCAGAAGAAAAGAAGACCUCAAUACAGUAAGAUUGGGAAACAAAAAGGAUGGUUCUGACCAGAAUCAAAUUCUUGACACGGGGGAGCUGUCGGUAGUUUUAAAUCAAAUUGAUUCCAUUCAAGAGAUUCUUCCUCUUCUUUCUAUCAUUCCUGAGCUCCCACCAGAGUCCCAGCAGCAAUUACUUCAAUUGCCAGCUAACUUGGUUCGACAGUUAAUAUCCCGUGCUGCCGCGAGAACAAUUAGGAGGGUGUUUUUGUGAUACAGAAGCAGCUGAAAUGUUUUUGUGCUUUUUACUAAGGUGAUAGAAGAACAUUGAAGGACAUAGCCUAUGCCACAGUGAUUUAUUCAGCUAGAAACUAUGUGCCUUCAAUUUCAUCUUUUCUUAUUUAAUUUGUGUGUAAGUAUUUCUAAUUUUCCAUAUCAGCUUUGUUUCUUUUCAACAAAUUAAAUACAUUGUAAAAAAUAUAUUAGAUUCAUAAUUUUCCAACAACUGUUUUUUAGACAUGUUAAACAAUGCUCUAGGGCACUUAUUACCA